GUCUGAGCGGCGCAAUAUUGUAGCAGGCAUGAGAUCAGCACUCGCUACUGUGAAGCCAUGGGCGUUCAAACUGGACAAUGACUUGGACUGACAAGAAUAUGAUGUCAAAUGGACUAGACUGAAAUGCGCCACCGGCUAAGCAGAGUGUCGAAGAAAUGUCCAAUCGAAUCUUUCCCGGCGUUUUGGAUAUAGACGGAAUCCCUGCUCUGGGAUAACGGUGCCGGGUAUUAGUGAUUUGUAAUAAGGUAGUUUGUUGUGGCCUACCCUGUUGGAAGACUGCUAUUUUUUCCCCCGUUAUGUUGUAGGCAUUGUGUGUAUUCAUUAUUUCCAAGGUGCUGAAUUUUUCAUCAAUGUUGCAGGCCUAGUAUAGUGUGUUUAAUGUUGGCUGCCAAUUCACGCCUUUCCUAGUUUUGAUAAUUUUUGUGUAGUUUCAUGUUUUUCAGUGAUAUACUUGACUUAAUUUGCAUCUUAUAGAUCAUUGUGAUUUUUAUAAAGUGCCAAUAACCAUGUUGAUCAGAUAGUGAUUAUGACUUGAGGUAGCAAAAAUUCCCUUUAAUCUCUGAUUUUGGAAGCAUUUGUUAAUGUUUUUGAAGUUGAACUCAUCUGACAAUUUAAGUGGACAAUUGUAACAACAUAUGGAACAUAUUUUCAAGACAGUGUGCCAUUUUGUUCAUGAGAGGCACAGUAUUUGAAUUGGCAGGCUAAUAGGCUACAGCCUGCAGUUUUGCAAAGUCCUACAUAUCCAGCGGGCCAUGAAUUGCUCAUGUUUCUCACCUGCUGUGGGAGUGUUACUUGCUGAGAAACUGCAAUCAGAUUGACAGUUAAAGGGCGAGGCUGUAAGCCAUUUGUGCCAGCCAGGUUCCAGGACUGGGGUCCGUUGUGUGGCGGGAUGCUGAGGACCACAGUGGGGUGUGUGGGGGUGGAGGAGAGAGAUGAGGAGCAGGAGGAUGAAGGUGAAGAGGACUUGCGGGAUGGAGGUGUGCCCUUCUUUGUGAACAGGGGAGGCCUACCGGUGGAUGAGGAGACUUGGGAGCAGAUGUGGAGGCAUGUGGCCCGGAUUCACCCUAAUGGUGAGGCCAUAGGGAAACGCAUCCGGGGAGCCAGUGAUCUGCCCAAGAUUCCAACACUGAGUGUGCCUACAUACCAGCCGACCACCAGUAUCCCACAGCGCUUAGAAGCCAUACAGAAAUAUAUCAGGGAUUUGCAGUACAAUCACACAGGAACACAGUUUUUUGAAAUCAAGAAGAGCAGGCCUCUUACUGCGUUGAUGGACAUCGCCAAGGAGAUGAUCCGGGAGUCACUACCAAUCAAGUGUCUGGAGGCAGUGAUCCUUGGAAUUUACCUCAGCAACAGCAUGCCGGGUGUGGAGCGCUUCCCCCUCAGCUUUAAAACGCAGUUCUCAGGGAACCACUUUUGCCACAUCGUGCUGGGGAUGCACAGCGGUGGCCGCUUCGGAGCACUGGGCAUCAGCCGGCGGGAGGACCUCAUGUUCAAACCCCUGGAGUUCCGCACGCUGGCUGACCUGGUGCAGGAGUUUGAGGGGGCCUACAGGGGCUACUGGCACACCUUGAGGAAGGUGAAGAUUGGUCAGUAUGUGUCCCAUGACCCCCACAGUGUGGAACAGAUAGACUGGAAACACUCCAUAAUAGACGUGGACAAACUGACCAAGGAGGAGCUGCGGAGAGAGCUGGAGAGACACACCCGGGACAUGAGGCUGAAGAUUGGAAAGGCUGCGCCCCCUUCACCCACCAAAGACAGGAAGAGUAGCAUGGGCUCGCCCCUCCGUAACCCAGGCAGCCCCAUGCGCAGGAACAGCCGCAUCGAGAGACGUCCAUCUGGAGAGAAGAAAGUUCUUGAUCCGAAGCCGCCACCAGACAUGAAUGGAUAUCAGAUUCGAGUGUGAGGAGGAUUUCACUUCAUAAAAUCAUCCUGCAAAAACAAGAUCUUAGAAUGGUGGGGUUCUGUCUGACAAAAGGUUUGUUCUGGGGAAUGGGGCUUUUGUGUUCAGUUUUCCAAAUAGGUUUGUACCGUGUAAGCAAUUUAUUUUGGGUAUUUUGCAUUCAACAAACGUGAGGUAUACUGUACAGAGCAUGGCCAUGUCAAUAACUGAUUAUUGACUAAAUGUACAGUACUAGUCAAAAGUUUGGACACCUACUCAUUCUAGGGGUUUUCUUUAUUUUUAUUAUUUUCUACAUUGUAG
Molecule: messenger RNA, 2200 nt
Organism: Oncorhynchus tshawytscha (Chinook salmon)
Lineage: Eukaryota; Metazoa; Chordata; Actinopteri; Salmoniformes; Salmonidae
Gene: vash1
Product: vasohibin 1
Exons: 7
Coding region: 890-1903 (337 amino acids)
Biological process (GO): regulation of angiogenesis
Cellular component (GO): cytoplasm
Source: RefSeq, a predicted model, not a curated record